Molecule: messenger RNA, 1575 nt
Organism: Sporothrix brasiliensis 5110
Lineage: Eukaryota; Fungi; Ascomycota; Sordariomycetes; Ophiostomatales; Ophiostomataceae
Product: unspecific monooxygenase
Exons: 3
Coding region: 1-1575 (524 amino acids)
Molecular function (GO): heme binding; iron ion binding; monooxygenase activity
Source: RefSeq, a predicted model, not a curated record
AUGGAUUCCUCUUCGGCACUCUUCUCCUCGACAUUUGGGACGUCUCUGUUGCCGUGGGCAUUGUUUACGCUGGCUGCCAUUUCCGUUUCCCGGUUUGUCGUCUUCCCACUCGUUGGCAGCCCGUUGAACCAGAUCCCCAAUGCACACUGGUCGGCUCCCUUCUCGUCGUUGUGGAUUCUCUCCGUCCGCUACAAGGACGCCGAAACUGAGACCGUCGCGGACGCCCACAAGAAGUUUGGGCCUGUCGUGCGGCUCGGUCCGAACGAUGUGAGCAUCGACAGCAUCGACUAUGUCAAGACCGUUUACAGCGGGCCCUUCAACCGGACGAAGUGGUACGGCAUAUUUGACAACUAUGGCGUCCCUUGCAUGUUCUCGGUCAUACCGGUCAAGGAGCAUGCCAUGCGAAAGCGCAUGGUCUCGCAUGUCUAUUCGAAAUCGUUCCUCCAGGCAUCGCCUGCCGCUGCCGGCCAGGCUCGUGCCAUCCUGCUCGACCGGCUGUUGCCCAUCUUGGCGGAUUCCGCGAAAGCGGGCCAAGAGCCCAAGGGCGUCGAGAUGUUCCAGUUGUUCCAGGCGACGAGCAUGGACUUCAUCACAUCUUACAUAUAUGGCCUCCGCGGCGGCACCGAUUUUUUGCGCAACCCAGCCGCCCAUGGCCAUUGGAUCCAGACGUAUCUGACCCGAUUCAGUGCUUUCUUUUUCCAACAGGAGCUCCCUGAGCUCUCACGGAUGGUCGCAAAAUGCGGCAUCUUUCCGUUGCUGCGGUCAGCGGUUCGGGCCACCAACGAGCUUGCCGACUGGAACCAGACGCUGUUCGGGACGGCGGCGGCGCGGCUUGACAGUCCGUCGGUGGAUGGUGGAGACGACCAACCGUCACCGGAGGACGAGCCUACGGUAGUAAAGUCGUUCUUGUCUGCCGUUGAGCGCGAGAAUACUGCGCACGGCGCAGAGUCCGUCCUCUACAAUACUGUGCUUCAAAAUCCCCGUCUGUCGGCCCAGUCGGAGGUGUACGACCACAUCAUUGCCGGCCAGGAAACAACCGCCAGCACGCUCGCCUAUCUGGCGUGGCAGCUGUCCGUCCACCAGGAUGUGCAAGACAGUUUGCGGGCAGAGCUUCUGCGGCUCAAGGCGGACGAAGAUUCCGGCUCGCCAUUCCUCCCGGAUGCCAGGACACUUGAUGGUUUGCCCGUCUUGCAUGCCGUCAUUAUGGAGACGCUGCGGCUAUAUGCGCCGUUCGACGGUCCGCUGCCCCGUCAGACACCCGCGUCCGGCUGCCAGCUGGGCCCGUAUCGACUUCCGGGAGGCGUCCGCAUUGCGGCCCUUGCACAUACGCUGCACCGCGAGUCGUCCGUUUUUCCCGACCCGGAGACCUGGGACUAUACGCGGUGGACCGGUGCGGAUGACAAGGAAAGAAACGAGCGCAAUCGGCAGUUUUGGGCCUUUGGGUCUGGUGGGCGAAUGUGCAUUGGGUCCCAUUUUGCCAUGCAAGAAAUCAAAGCCAUCAUUGCCGCGAUCUACAGUCGCUUCAAGACGCUUGUCGUGGACGACAGCAGCAUGGACCCCGAUGACGCAGAGUAA